Trichosurus vulpecula (common brushtail) is the source of this 2363-nucleotide messenger RNA. RefSeq names its product X-ray repair cross complementing 1 (gene XRCC1). Gene Ontology annotation, cellular component: nucleus. NCBI's taxonomy places the organism in Eukaryota, Metazoa, Chordata, Mammalia, Diprotodontia, Phalangeridae. The coding region runs from base 413 to 2269 and encodes 618 amino acids. The record is from RefSeq and is a predicted model, not a curated record. The transcript has 17 exons. Gene Ontology annotation, molecular function: damaged DNA binding. Gene Ontology annotation, biological process: double-strand break repair via nonhomologous end joining; base-excision repair; single strand break repair.
GAGAGGAAGGGCUAGAGAGGUCAUAGAAAAGGGGUGGAGGCAAGGUAGGGUGGCCAUAGAGAGAAGCGGGUAGAGAGACCACAAAGUCUGGCCAUUGGAGGAACAGCCCAAGGACUGGUGGAAUUAGGGCGUCAGCCCGGUCAUGGGGCCGGCUUAGAGCCAGGACAGGUCAUAGAGAGAGAAGCCUAGAGUGGACACGGGAGGGCGGAGCCGACCACGGGAAGCCGGGGAGCGCGGCUGGUGCGCCUGCGCGGCUGCAGGGAGCGCGCGCCGGACUUUGAACAGAGCCGGGAGUCCGCGCGCCUGCGCACUAGUGCUGCCCUGAAAGAGCGGCCUCCUAUUUCCCAGGCUCCGGCCUGGUUCAGAAGCCUCGGAUUCUGAGGUCUUGUCCUGCCUGGCCCCUGGUCCCACCAUGCCCGAGAUCCGCCUCCGCCACGUAGUGUCGUGCAGCAGCCAGGAUCCGACCCAUUCAGCUGAUAACCUCCUGAAGGCAGAUACCUAUAGGAAAUGGCGCUCUGCCAAGGCUGGGGAAAAGCAGAUCUCCGUCAUCCUGCAGUUGGAGAAGGAAGAGCAGAUCCACAGCCUAGACAUCGGGAACGAGGGCUCAGCCUUCGUGGAGGUGCUGGCGGGCAGCUCAGCAGGUGGCAGUGGGGAUCAGGACUAUGAGGUCCUCCUCGUGACCUCUUCAUUCAUGUCCCCAUCUGAGAGCCGUAGUGGGACUAACUUGAACCGGGUUCGGCUCUUUGCUGCUGACAAACUGGUUCGGGCCACGGCUGAGAAACGCUGGGACCGGAUUAAGAUCGUGUGCAGCCAGCCCUACACCAAGGACUCUCCCUACGGCCUGAGUUUUAUAAGGUUGCACAGCCCCCCAGACAAGGAAGAGCCUGGGAGCGCCGCUUCUCCAAAGGUGACCAAGUUGGGAGCCUUUCGAGUGAAGGAGGAUGAUGAGACCAGCAGCUCCCUGAGACCUGGGGCCCUCUUCUUCAGUCGGGUCAGCAAGGCUUCUCCAGCCCCCACCAAAGAACAGCCAGGCCCCAGCUAUGCCGCAGCCACACUGCAGGCCUCCCAGGGCUUGGCUACCCAGUCUCCUCCUCGAAUAUCUCCCCCCCAGCCCCCAUCCUCAAGCAGAGCUCCCAGCAAGCCCCAAGAGUCUCCUAAGGGAAAGAGGAAAUUGGAUUUAAGUCAUGAUGAACCAGGAAGCUCCCAGAGACCCCAGACCCAUCCAGCCCACCCUAAGCUACCAGUCCCCAAGAAGCCCAAAGUGCCUGCUGCGGGCCCUUCUCCUGCCCAGGGCACUCCACAAACUGAAAAGAAAGGGGCCAAGGCUGGGGCCGGCGCUGGGCCUGGCCAGCUGGGGAAGGUCCUUGAGGGCGUGGUCGUGGUACUGAGCGGCUUCCAGAACCCCUUCCGCUCAGAGCUUCGGGACAAGGCCCUGGAGCUUGGCGCCAAGUACCGGCCAGACUGGACCUCGGACAGCACUCACCUCAUCUGUGCCUUCGCCAACACGCCCAAGUACAGUGCGGUGCUGAGCCGGGGUGGGCGAAUAGUGCGCAAGGAGUGGGUGCUGGACUGUCACCGCAUGCGGCGGAGGCUGCCCUGUCAGCGGUACCUCAUGGCAGGCCCAGAUUCCAGCAGUGACGAGGAGACAUCUCCUCCCACCACAAAGCGCCCCCAGGCAAACCACCAGCCUCCUGCAGCAGGGCCCAAGUCAGGCCCCAGAACGCCAUCCCCUGAAGAGCCCCAGCCAGCCCCCAGAGGACCCCAGGAAGACCCAUACAUGGAGGAGGAGUUGGCAGAUGCUCAGGACAAUGGGACAGAAGAUUCCGGGGACACAGAGGAUGAGCUGAGGAGGGUGGUCAAGCUGAGAGACCAGAAGCAGCUCUCAGAUCCGGGGGAGAAUGGAGAGGACCCAUAUGCUGGGUCCACAGAUGAGAACACAGAUGACGAAGACCCAGAACUGCCGGACCAGCCCAUCCCUGAGCUCCCAGACUUCUUCCAGGGCAAACGCUUCUUUCUCUAUGGAGAGUUUCCCGGUGAGGAGCGACGACAGCUCGUCCGAUUUGUUACAGCAUUCAGCGGGGAGAUAGAAGAUUAUAUGAAUGACCGUGUCCAGUUUGUGAUUACAGCCCAGGAGUGGGACUCCAGCUUUGAGGAGGCCCUCCUGGAAAACCCGUCCUUGGCCUUUGUCCGGCCCCGCUGGAUUUACAGCUGCAACGAGCAGCAGAGAUUGCUGCCUUAUCAGCUCUAUGGGGUGGUCCCCCAGGCCUGAUGGCAGCCCAGAGAGACAGACAGAGGACCAGGCACAGCUCCUUCCCUUCCCUCUCACCCCCAGAGUUCUAAUAAAAGGCACUAUUUGGAGCAGC